AUGAGUAACACUCAUCAUAAUUUAUAUCAUCAAACAUUAGGACGAAUUAAACAACAAUCGAAUUAUACAACAUCAACACCAAUUUCACCUCCAAUCAAUACUACAAAUAAUCAUACAUCAGAGGAGGAAGGGGAGGAGAAUUUUCUAAUGCCGCCAUAUUCUAUCAAUUCAGCGAUAUGCACUGGCUUGUAUAAUAUGCCUCCAAACCUUCUCAAUAAUCGUUUAUCAACUAGUCAACAGAUUGCCUCCACAACACUGACAUCUAUACCAACUUGUGAGACAAGAAGAAAUGCAUCUAAUAAUAAUAAUACAGGUGAAUUAUAUUAUUGUCAAUGGGUAGAUCCAGUGCCUACUGUACCAGGUUCACUGCCAAAACCAUGUUCAAGAGUAUUUGAUUCUGUUACAGAAAUAGUUAAUCAUAUUACACUGGAACAUGUUGGUGGACCUGAACAAUUAGAUCAUACAUGUUAUUGGAAAGAUUGUGUACGAGAAGGGAAACCAUUUAAAGCAAAGUAUAAACUAGUGAAUCAUAUACGUGUACACACCGGUGAGAAACCUUUCCCAUGUCCAUUCACUGGAUGUAUGAAAGUAUUUGCACGGAGUGAAAAUUUAAAAAUUCAUAAAAGAACACAUACUGGUGAAAAACCAUUUGUCUGUGAAUUUGAAGGAUGUGAUCGUCGUUUUGCUAAUAGUUCAGAUCGUAAAAAGCAUAUGCAUGUCCAUAUGAAUGAUAAACCAUAUUUUUGUCGAUUUAAAGGUUGUGAUAAAAGUUAUACACAUCCUAGUUCACUGCGUAAACAUUUACGUGUACAUUAUUUAUCACCGAAUGAAGCGCUGAAUCCAGCCGAUUUUGAUACACAUUCAAAUUCAAGUGAUACAAUGAUUACUAACACUAAUAAUAAUAAUAAUAAUAAUCAUAUUAACAAUAAUAAUAAUAAUGGCGUGAAUCAAUUGAACACGAAUGAAACGCGUACCUGUCAUUCCCUGACAAAUAAUAUCAAGUUGACAACAAAUUCUACAGAUUAUAUAAAACGUGAUUUAAAUCAUUCUACUAGAAAUACUGAUAAUUAUUAUUCUAUAAUGAAUAGACAAAGUGAAGAUCAUAAACAUACUACUAAUAAUACUUCAGCUAGUACUAUAAGUAGUAUAAAUAUUAUAAAUAAAAUAAGGAAGAAGAGUAGAGAAAGUCCAUUAGAAGCAUCAGAUCAUUCAUCAUUUCGUAAGUCAUCGUGUCGAAAACGUCAUUAUUCUUCAAGAAAUGAAUAUAAUGCUGAUAAUUUCCCAAAUUUUAAUAGUAUUACUACUACAACUACUGAUAUACAUAAUAGUAGUGUUAAUGUGGUAAGAUCAUCUACUUCACAAGAUUUUAUAUCACAAUUAGCUGCUGUUGUCUGUGGUCCAGCUGAUCGAGAAUUUAAAUUUCAGCGUAACACUCAGAUGUUUAAUGAUUUUCAGCAAACAAUACAGCAGCAGCAACAACAACAACAGUCUGAACACCCUUCAUCACACUUCAGAAAUGAACAAAAUAUAUGGGAACAUUUAGUAAAUGAAAUGCCUGAUAUCAAUAGCAAUAAUAGUAAUAAUAAUAAUAAUGAUAAUUAUAAGAAAUCAUUAUCUACCUCAGCUUAUUUAACAUCUAGUUAUACAAAUGAAUCAUACUCACCAAUUUCUCGUGCAUAUUCCUCACUGAAUUUUGGAGCUGCAUUGCCAACUAUUCAACAGAUGACACCGCCUUCACCGAUCACAAUAUCCGAUAACAAUGCACAACAAAGUUUAGAUAAUUUAAAAGUGAAAUCAGAAUUGUUACAAUUAAAUCGACCGUUUGAGUUGCACAAUGUAAUCAAUAAUAAUAAUAAUAAUGGUAUUAGUAAUAGCUCAUAUCUUAAUGAACAGUCUCACCAGGAGCACCAACCAACGCAUAGUCUACAUCAAUCAACUCAACGUCAGAUGAAUGAGUAUACUACACAAAACUUGUUUCAAGCAAAUGAUUUCCUUAUAGAAUCUCAGAAGACUUUUGAUAUGACAAGAAAUGCCUAUCACAAUAAUCAUAAUAAUAGUCAACAUAGAGAACAAGUGAACAAUUCCCUUUCACCGACUUCUACACAACUUUAUCAUUCCGACAGCCAUCCUCCACAUUCACAUCCAAAUUUUCAACAUCAAGUCAUGAACUCCUCUCCAAAGUUGUAUGAUCAUUUAUAUCCAUUAGACACAAGUUUUUUGUAUACAUGUAACAAUAAUUCACAGUUGUUACAUCAUCAACAACAGAGACCACAACAUCACCAACCUCAAGAAGAACACCAACCACCUCAACAGUUAAUCCAAGGAUUGUUGUUAAGUCACCAACACCAACACCACCAACAACAACAACAGCAACAACAGCACUCAGGAUAUUCAGAGACUAGUCAUCAAUCGAAUUCCACUGAUUCAGAUUUAGAAAGUGCUAGUAUAUUGUUCAGGAAUAGCUCCUUUGUUAAUAUGACAACUAGUUGUGUAACAUCCUGCACAACAACAAACAAUAAUAUCCUGAUAACAAAUGUAAAUACACUUCCUACACUGACUACAUGUACAACAACGAGUUUAACAACACCAAUGACAAAUUCACUAAACGACAGUCACAAUCCUAUUAAAUUCAAAGAAGAACAAAUAGAAAUCAAUAGUAGUUGUAGUAGUAAGAUGACAAGUCAAUCCAUACCUGAGUCAACAAUGCCAUUCCCUGUAAUCACAAAUUGGCUUUCCUUGAAUACAAAAGAGGAAUCAGCAGCAUUCAUUAAUUGUGAUAACAAAUGGUCUGCAUUGAAUAACAAUUCUACAGAAAAUACAAAUAUCCCUAAUAAUGAUAAUGACAAGGAAAUGACAAGUAAUGAGCAUAUAUGUUCACCUGUAGAAAAUCAAUUGACUUGUUCUGAUAAUUUUGAGAAUAUUUCUUCAUCGAAUAAUGCUGUCACUAGAAUACCAACUACUACUACUACUACUACAACUAAUGAUAAUAUGAAGAGUGAUGAUAUAACUGUAUUGACAAAAACUAAAGUUAAAGAGUCAGUCAUUACACCGUUUGUAUCAAACUACGCCUUUUCAUCAUAUGCACUUAAAUCAAGCAAUGAAGAUUUACACAAUAGACUAAAUGAUGAAGAACAACAACAAAGUAUGGAAAUACAUGAGUGUGGAAGACGGUUAACAGAAACGUAUUAUUCUCAGAUGAAUGAUUGUUAUACAACUUCUCCGUCUAAUCCACUUAUUCGUUCUAAUACAAAUAAUAAUAAUAAUAAUAGUAAUAAUAAUAACAGAAAGAAUAAUAACUUUGACAUACUACAAGUUACUUGAUUUAAUUAAUAAAGUUCAGCUUCAAAAUUUCAUGAUAUACAUAUAUACUACUUAUAUAUACUGAUUUUUUACUAUUAUAAAGGAAAUCAACUUUUUUUGUUAUCGACUUAUUCCCCUGAAGUGUCGUUUCCGGUGUACAAAUUACAUUACAUUAUAUACAUAUAUAUAUGUAGCAUUGAUUGCUUCAUUACCCAGCCGCUAUUUUGUUAUUCUGAUAUGAGUACCUAUCGUUAAAAAAAGAAGAUUCUAACUUAUAAUGCUGAUAUAAUGAUAAUUAGUUGUCGGGGUUAAAAGUUAAGUUAUUCAGUAGUAAUAGUAGUACUGAUAAUACUGAUGAGUCUUUUGGUUAUUUUCACAUCCCGGCGUAACAUACACACAUACACACAUGCACACACACACACACACUCGUAUAACACACACCGUAAAGUACACUCCAUCCAUUUGACUUUCAUUUGUGUUUCUCGUUUAUAUUCUCCUCUUGUUUGGUCUUCUUAUUCUCCCCUCUCGUCCUCGAUUGUUUUAAAAAAAAAAUCACUUUUAGGAAUCAGUUCCUCCCUGAUUUGUCUAUUUCCCUCAGCUACUGGUUAACAGGUGACCAAAAUAAGAGACAGAAUUUAAAGAAAUCUCAUCUAUCCUUUACAAUCUACGAAGAAGACAGUUUAUAUAAUGUUGUGUUGCUUCGUCAGUAUUCUCAUACGUUUCUCUUAUCUUCGUUCAGUUUAUCCAAUGAUAUAAAUGACAGUUUACCUCUUCCCCUUUUAUUUGUUUCUUUUUGUGUGUUUUUUUUUACUUUAUUUUGUUUUAAAAACUUUUGAUUAAACAGAAAUUGAAUACCUUUCGACAGAGAGAACAGUGAAAACACCGUGUCCUUUAGAUAUUUUUACUUGUAUUUGCUUGCAAUAAUAACGGUAAUAAUAAUAAUAAUAAUAAUAAGGCAUCCAAGUUUAAUGAUAAACGGUUAUGGUCCCAUCCACUCCCCACGCACCCAGCCCCCCCCCUACACACACACAGACAAAUACACAUUCAUAACUGGAAGAAAUAUGCUGAAAAUUGAAACCAUCAAUUUUUUCUGUUUGUUUCUUUGUUUUUCUUGUUUAAUUUAUUUCUCUUUCGAUUUUUCAGAAGUUUCAUAUUCUUAAUUUUAUUGCACAGAUUACAAGUUUUAUUUAUUAUUCAUGAUAAUAAUGUAUGAUAUACAUAUAUAUACAUUAAGAGGAAAAGUG
Molecule: messenger RNA, 4544 nt
Organism: Trichobilharzia regenti
Lineage: Eukaryota; Metazoa; Platyhelminthes; Trematoda; Strigeidida; Schistosomatidae
Source: the annotation of a GenBank genome assembly